Messenger RNA from Knipowitschia caucasica, 1689 nucleotides. The record is from the annotation of a GenBank genome assembly. NCBI's taxonomy places the organism in Eukaryota, Metazoa, Chordata, Actinopteri, Gobiiformes, Gobiidae.
AUGAAGCGCUCCCCUCCUUUGAACCCCGCACACACUCUUAUCCCGCUGAGGUACUUGGACCUGCGUUGUGCCCAGGUGGUGGCGCUGUCCAGUGGCACUAAAUGCAUCAGUGGAGAGUGUCUGAGUGACCAGGGCCAGGUGCUGAACGACAGCCACGCGGAAGUCACCGUGAGGCGGGCGCUGGUGCGGUUCCUCUACGCACAACUGGAGCUCUUCCUCAGUAAGCGUGUGGAGGACUGGGAGGAGUCUAUCUUCACUCGGCACAGAGAGAGCAGCUUCAGGCUAAAGGAGAACGUUCACUUCCACAUGUACAUCAGCACCUCGCCGUGCGGAGACGCCAGGGUCCACUCGCCGUACGAAGUCUCCAGUGACUUGCACAGCAGCAGACACUGGGUCAGGAAGCAGCGCAGUCACCUCCGCUCAAAGAUGGAGUCUGGAGAAGGGACGGUCCCAGUGCGGAGCCGAGGUCCGGUCCAGACCUGGGACGGGGUUCUUCAGGGAGAGCAGCUCAUCACCAUGUCCUGCACCGACAAGAUCACCAGGUGGAACGUCCUCGGGGUCCAGGGGGCGCUGUUGAGUCACUUUGUGGAGCCCAUAUACCUACACAGUGUGACGGUGGGCAGCCUGCGUCACACCGGUCACCUGGGGAGAGUGUUGAACCAGAGACAGGAGCGAAUGGGACCUCUGCCUCCCUCCUACCGCAGACACCAGCCUCUGCUCAGCGGCCUGAGUGGAGCAGAGGUGCAGCCCCAGGGGAAGGCCUCGUGUGUGGGGCUGAACUGGAGCGACGGAGACCUGCAGCUGGAGGUGGUGGACACGUGGACGGGACGCAGGAGGGACUCAGGGCCUUCACGCCUCUGCAAGCACGCCCUGUUCACCCGCUGGAGCCGUCUGCAACGCAAGCUGGGUCUGGCUCUGGACGUCUCUGAGGACCAGCCGCUGAUGUACAGUGAGGCCAAACUGUCGUCGCGUCUUUACCAAACGGUGAAGCAGCAGUGGGUGCGGGCGCUGCAGGACUGCGGCCUGGGAACACAGUUGAGGACCCCAGGGAGCCCGCGGAGGAGUGGAUCCACGGGGGACAAGAGGAGGAGAGCGUCCGGACUCGUUCAGCGCAGACACGUACGGAGAAAUAUAGAGUUCAAAUACAGGAAAGAGAGGCGCAAUUAUAGAGAUGUCAGUGAGACGAGAGAGACGUCACUCACGACCAGACGCCUGCUGCCUCUGGGUGCUCUAGGGUGUGUUCUCUGUGUGCUCAGGGUGUGCUCUCUGUGUGCUCUGGGUGUGCUCUGGGUGUGCUCUAGGUGUGCUCUGGGUGUGCUCUGGGUGUGCUCUGGGUGUGCUCUGGGUGUGCUCUGGGUGUGCUCUGGGUGUGCUCGGGGUGUGCUCAGGGUGUGCUCUCUGUGUGCUCUGGGUGUGCUCUGGGUGUGCUCUAGGUGUGCUCUGGGUGUGCUCUGGGUGUGCUCUGGGUGUGCUCUAGGUGUGCUCUGGGUGUGCUCUCUGUGUGCUCUGGGUGUGCUCUCUGUGUGCUCUGUGUGUGCUCUGGGUGUGCUCUGGGUGUGCUCUGGGUGUGCUCUCUGUGUGCUCUGGGUGUGCUCUAGGUGUGCUCUGGGUGUGCUCUCUGUGUGCUCUGGGUGUGCUCUGGGUGUGCUCUCUGUGUGCUCUCUGUGUGCUCUGGGGAAUCUGACCUGA